Messenger RNA from Strongylocentrotus purpuratus (purple sea urchin), 4023 nucleotides. Its product is annotated as metabotropic glutamate receptor 3. The record is from RefSeq and is a predicted model, not a curated record. NCBI's taxonomy places the organism in Eukaryota, Metazoa, Echinodermata, Echinoidea, Camarodonta, Strongylocentrotidae. Gene Ontology annotation, molecular function: group II metabotropic glutamate receptor activity. Bases 883 to 3720 code for a protein of 945 amino acids. Gene Ontology annotation, biological process: regulation of synaptic transmission, glutamatergic; G protein-coupled glutamate receptor signaling pathway. The transcript has 5 exons. Gene Ontology annotation, cellular component: membrane.
UUCGGACGUUCUUUUUCGAGGCCCCGCGCGCGUUUGGCGUGACACGUUUUUCCCGCGUGCGACACCAAUCAUUUUUCAAUCGCUGGUUAGAUAUUGAUUGGAAUUUGAACUGAAUCAACUUGUUCGUGAUACUGACAAGUGACAGCCAGGUACAAAAUAAUUAUCCGUGUUCAUCACCAAGUCUCUGUGGUUUUCGGGCAGCAUGUAAAGAUAAACAUCUUCAAUCAUCAUUACCACGAUUAAGGUUUAUCUCGUAGAUGCUCGAGAAAGGACAAAGUCCAAGUAAUUAACCUUGCUUGUGGACAUUUACUACUCCCAGUUUACUUCUUUUGCUUUGUAAACUUUGCCUAAUUACAGCAUGACUUGUGUACGUAAACGCAGUUUAGGAUGAUGUACGUUUACUUGUAUGUUGUGAUGGUUGGUUAUAAACGUUAACUUCAAAUGACGGGAGACAACGAAUUUGGAUUAAUCCUCUUCCCCUCGAAAUUCGGAGAUUCUUCAGCUACAAAAUGAAUACGUGACAUUGUCUUCUGAAAAUGGACAUACAUGUAGUCUAGGAUCUGCAACGGAUAACUUUCGGUAUGUCUACUAGGAAAAUGCGUAUAGGUGAUGCACCACUACGACCAAUGCAGUAAAGUCUUAAGAGCAUAAUUAUUUCAACAAUCUAAUAACCUUCCUCGAAGUAUCUUCGUCCCCGAUCUCUUCAUGAUCUUGACAGACAUUAUUUUUCUUCAGAAUAGCUGCGCUUUGUAAAGGAAAUGCUGCUUCCCUCAAUGGCUAUUCUAAUAGUUUGAUCCGACGUGGCACCAUUCAAUAAACACUGCUUACUUUUGUAGGAACUAUCGUUUGUAGAGCCCCAAAUAAUCUAGAAACUAAUGUAAUAUGGCGGCGACAAAUAUGACGAUAAGAACAUGUUUAAUUUGUAUUGUUCUGGCGGCUUUGACAAAAGGAGAUGGUCCACAACCCGAGGUCGUAUACCAACGCGAUGGCGACGUUGUCUUAGGCGGUCUGUUCGGGCUUCACUACAGCAUUACAAACUCCAAGGCAUGCCUCCUUAUCAGGGAAUUUCAGUCUGUGAAACGCGUCGAGGGGUUCGUGUACGCAGUCAACUAUAUCAACAAUGACAGUUCUAUCCUACCCGGCAUCACCCUCGGGUUCCAGAUCUACGAUACGUGUUACUACGACAUCGUCGCGCUCGGAAGAGCGAUGAAUUUUGUUCCCGACAGGAGUGGAGUCAUUUGUGAUUGUGUAAAUGAUACAUACAGCGGGGCAACAGCUACGUCGUCACCGGGUAGUUGUUCGGGGACGGGUAGGUAUUCCAGGGCCGCUCAAACUGAUGGCAGCGGUGGGAUGUGCUGUGGAGGGAUGCCGUUGAUAGGUCUCAUAGGAGCGGAACGCAGCGAAUCCAGCAUGCAGGCGGCGACGCUCAUGGGUCUACAAGCCACACCAGAGAUCAGCUACCUUUCGACCAGUGACUCACUGAGCGAUAAACAAAACUAUCCCUAUUUCCUAAGAACAGUCCCACCUGAUCGAUAUCAGGUUAGUGUCAUCGUGGACAUUUUGACACACUUUGAAUGGAGUUAUGUGUCUUUCCUGUACUCCGCUGAUGAGUACGGACAAAAUGCGUACGCAGAGUUCGUGGUACAGGCAGCAGAGGCCGGGAUAUGCAUCGCGUAUCAUCAGUCCUUGGACCAAACUGCGGACCAGGAAGAGUACGAUUUGAUCUUCGCCAAGAUGAUGACGUACCCUUACGACAAGGCCAGGGCCGUGGUCCUCUUCACCCAUCCGCAAAGUGCUGUCAAGAUCCUCAUCUCGUCCACCAACGGUACGACCCCGGGACACUUCACCUGGAUUGCGAGUGACGGCGUAGGAAACAUUGGCGCCGACGCCUUUGCGAUUGCGGGUUUGACGUCCGCAACACUAGGAAUGAUAUCCACUGCUCCUUUCUCAAAGAGCUUAGAAGCUUUCGACGACAAGUUCGCCCAGAUCAACCCGAGUACGAGCGAUAACCCAUGGGUGGGGGAGUUCUUCGAGAGAUACGUGGACUGUCUACAGGAUGAUGAGGCCGCUCAGAAGGAUUGCCGCGACCGGGUACUGAACAGUCGUCUUCCAAGCUUCGAGACGCUUGUCAUGGAUGCGGUCUUUGCCUACGCCUACGCCCUGGACACCAUGAUGGAGGAGGAGUGUAUGGAUGAGACAGACGUGACAGCGUGCGUCGUUCGGCUUGGCACCAAUGGAACACAUCUUGCACCGUACCUGUUUGCAACUACCUUUGAGAGCUUAGCCAAUGGGAAUUUCAGUUUUAACGCGGACGGCGAUGGGGAGGGAAGGUAUGCCAUCGAGAACUAUCGCUUGGGUCCGGAUGGUGUAAUUUUGGAAUCAGAGCGUGUAGGUUUCUGGGAAGAUGGCCCAACGCUGGAAGCUCGUCUGGAGCUGAACGGUUUUGAUAUACGGUUCUAUACAGAUGUUGGCUGGAACACCACCACGCCACCUGCGUCUAUCUGCAGCGAAGAGUGCGCAAGUCGGCAGGUCAAGGAUCGGAUCCGAGAUACUGCCACAUGUUGCUGGAACUGUCGGCAAUGUGAGCUGGAUGAGAUCGUCGCCACUGAGACCGAAUGCGUACCGUGCCCGGCAGACGCCCUCCCCGAUCCGUCCACUGACUAUACCACCUGUACAACCGUAGAGUCGGUCCCGUUGGUGUUCCACAGCUGGUUGGGACCGUUCCUAGUAGGUCUUUCUAGUAUUGGGCUCCUGACCGCUCUAAUUCUAUUUGUUCUGUUUGUCUACAACAUCAAGGACACCCUGAUCAAGGGUUCUGGUCCCGUACUCCAUCUAUUGGUCCUGUUUGGCACGGUGACCGGUUUCGUUGUCGGACUUAUGGCCGUGCUUCCUCCUUCAGAGAUCCUCUGUACCUUCACCAGAGUAGCCGGAUCAGUCACCUACACCAUCAUCUACGUGCCGCUUGCUAUCAAAUGCGUACAGCUCUACCGAAUCUUCAAGAAGGCAAAGGCCACUGACUCACAAGAAAGCGCCAACCUCUUGAGUCUCUGUGGUCAACUUGCACUCAUUGCCUUCGCGGUCUUACUCCAGGUGGGUAUAGAGACAACAUGGCUCCUAAUGAAUCCUAGCAAAGUUAUUCCGUUUUCCUACAUACAAAACGGCGAACUAAAGAUUCAGAUGUGCUGCGAUGUUUGGUGGCCUGAGCCUCUUUCCACCAUUAUCUUCAACUUCCCAUUCCUCGUCAUCUGCUGUAUCUUCACCAUCCUCGGUCGCCAUCUCCCUGACAAUUACCACGAAGCUCGCUUCAUCGCCUUCUCGUCGUUCGGAAGCUGUAUCCUCAUCGGCGCGUUCAGCGUCCCAUACGUGACGGCGAACCUCGAAUUCGAAAGCGGCUUGUAUUCCGAUAUCCUAACGAGUCUAAACGCCAUUCUGGUCCUAGUCUGCCUCUUCGUCAUCAAGCUUUAUGCUGUGAUCUUCAUCACACCGGAAGUUCCUAACAUGGUCACGAGUGCGCUCGCGCCUGGCCCAAUGGGGGUGUAUAAGGACCGUGCGCGAACGCGUACGCGUACUACGAGCAGCAGUGCACAGAGUAACGUGAGUACGACGACCCUGGUGCGGAGGCCGAGAGCAAAAUCGAGCGACCCGAAAGAGGUUACCUUCAGUGAUAUCAGACCGACGAAUGGGGACACCAAUGAAGAAACGGAAAAUACAAAACUAUAGGUCAUGUAGGGUACUUAGAUUAAUUUGAAAUAUUUAAGAGUUUUACGUUGGCCGCAAUAUUCCGUAAAAGCUUUUUUUACGUUUUCCGACAAAACCUGCAGACCCGACUUUCUUCCAUUGGUUUUAACUCGACUUACAACGAAUUGAUUGUUCUUUUAGAAAAGGGAAAUCUUGUGCACUGUACAUGUGUGUUGCCGAUCAUCGUGGAAGUGUCGUGGUCUAGUAGAUAGAUCACCCGACUAUGGUUCACAUGGUUUGCAGUUCAAGUCCCAUUGCGGCACCAAUGUCCUUUGGCAAAACAAU